AUGUCUUAUCCUUUCGGUUGCAUCGUGGUGGGCUCGGGUCACGCUGGAUGCUGCGCUGCAUUAUCUGCUGUGGAGGCCGGUUGUCAGCGCGUCCUGGUCGUCGAGAAGGGCCCAAAAGAAUGGGCAGGAGGAAACGGAUACUUCACCGCGGGCGCUCAUCGAACUGUGCAUGGUGGUCUGCGGGACCUGCUCCCCAUCGUGCAAAAUGUCACCCCCGCAGCGGUGGCGACGAUCGACAUGGAGCCAUAUUCAUCGGAAGCGUUUACGACAGACAUCAUGCGCUUAGGCGGCGGCAAGUCCGACCCGGAAAUGGUCAGCGCUGUCGUGGGAGGGUCAAGGGACGCUGUUAAAUGGCUCGCAGAGUGGGUGCAUGUGCCGUUCAUACUGUCCUUCAACCGACAGGCGUAUCUUGUCAACGGAAGGCAAAAGUUUUGGGGCGGGAUGGUGCUCAGUGUGGAAGGUGGAGGGAAGGGACUCAUUGCUGCGCAUCAGCAAGCACUGGAACGAGAAGGGGUCGACGUGUGGUAUGAGACGCCUGCAGUGGAGUUGAUACUUGAAGAUGGCCAUGUUACCGGAGUAGUCGUUCUCCGCAACGGUCAGCGCAUCUGGUUGCGAGCCUCUGCGGUCAUAUUGGCGUGUGGAGGAUUUGAGUCAAGCCCUGAGCUACGAGCUAAGCAUCUGGGAUCAGAUUGGUCUCGCGCUAAGGUACGCGGUACACCUUAUAAUACAGGCGAUGGCCUCCUCCUCGCACAGUUUGCCGGGGCUCAACUUACAGGAGAUUUCGCACAUUGCCACUCUACGUGCUGGGACGCCAAUGCCCCCGAUGAUCGUGGUGAUCGCGAGCUCAGCAAUCAGUUCACGAAAUCUGGGUAUCCUCUUGGGCUCAUGCUCAACGCGCAGGGGCAUCGCUUCGUGGACGAAGGCGAGGAUUUUCGCAAUUACACGUACGCAAAAUUUGGACGAGAAAUUCUGCAUCAACCUGGGGGAUAUGCGUUCCAAGUUUGGGACUCGCAGACUAUCAAAUGGUUGCGUGAGGAGGAAUAUGGUGACGACGUCGUGAAGAAGAUCUGGGCGAAUGAUGUAGCUCAACUUGCCGACAAUCUCAUAUCUGAAGGGCUAGAAGAUCGAGAGGCUUUCAUAAACACCAUUGCGGCCUAUAAUGCUGCGGUGCAGGCCUCCCAACGCGAGCGCCGAGAGGUGCGCUGGGAUCCUGCAAUCAAGGACGGGCUUUCCACACAGUCUUCACAACAAUUUCUUGCGUUGCCUAAGUCUAAUUGGGCACUGACCCUUGAGCAACAGCCGUUCCUAGCAGUCAAAGUGGCUUGCGGCAUUACCUUCACGUUUGGGGGGCUUGCCAUCGACCCGGAAACGGCUGGCGUCAUCUCAGCGAGCUCCGGGGAGCCAAUCCCUGGCCUGUUCUGCGCUGGUGAGCUGACCGGUGGUAUAUUCUUUGGGAAUUAUCCUGGAGGUAGCGGGUUAACGGCUGGUGCGGUCUUUGGGCGUAAAGCUGGAAGAGAAGCAGCAAAACUGGCCGAGGAUAUCUACAAUUGA
Molecule: messenger RNA, 1551 nt
Organism: Fibroporia radiculosa
Lineage: Eukaryota; Fungi; Basidiomycota; Agaricomycetes; Polyporales; Fibroporiaceae
Exons: 2
Coding region: 1-1551 (516 amino acids)
Source: RefSeq, a predicted model, not a curated record